AUGGGUGACAGUUGGUUCAAAAGAGAAUUCCUCACUGGCAGGAGACUCACUUUCAAUGUGAUUUUCUAUGGCCUCCACUUCUUCUUCUUUGCCUAUGGUUGGCACUCCCAGGAAACUAAUACGAAGCUUGCGGCGCUCAAUGGGCUCAAGUUCUCCGUCUGGACUUCACGUGGAGCUGGUCUUGUCCUUGCCUUCGAUGGUGGACUCAUUUUGAUCCCAAUGUUGCGAAAUAUCAUCAAGCUUGUUCGUCCCAAAUUAACCUGGCUCUUCCCCGCCGACGAAAACAUCUGGUUCCACCGUCAAGUGGCUUAUUCGAUGGCGUUCUGGGCCAUGGUUCAUACGACAGCCCAUUAUGUUAAUUUCAUCAACGUUGAGCGAACUCAAGUCAGAAAGCAGCUCGCACUCGAUAUCCACUACACUCAACCGGGUGGCAUCACGGGUCACUUCAUGCUACUCAUCAUGCUUCUCAUGUACACCACCGCUCACCACAAAAUCCGGAAUCAAUGCUUCGAGGCGUUUUGGUACACUCACCACCUGGCCUUCUUUUUCAUGAUUGGUCUUUACACCCAUGCCACUGGAUGCUUCGUGCGAGAUAUUACUGACCCGGAUUACAUUCCUACUUUCCCGUUUUACUCAACCAAGCACUGCCUCGGGUAUCUCAGCUGGCGCUACACAAUCUGGCCUGGGAUUUUAUAUUUCGGAGAACGUGUUUUCAGAGAGUACCGUGCCCGGCGCUCGACCAGACUUUCCAAAGUUCUUGUCCACCCAAGUGGCGCCAUGGAACUGAGAAUCAUCAAGCCCAGCUUCAAGUAUACCGCUGGUCAAUGGCUCUUCAUUCAAGUCCCCGAAAUCUCGCACUUCCAGUGGCAUCCAUUCACCAUCACGUCUGCCCCCAAAGAUCCAUAUGUUUCGGUCCACAUCAGACAGGUUGGCGAUUGGACGCGCGGCCUCGGUGACCGUCUGGGUGUCGGCCCAUCAGUCGUUGCUGCUAUGACAUCAGCUGCCAUGAAAGGUUCAGAGAAGAACGAGAAAUCUGCGUCUCGUGGUGACUUUGUGGAGAUCGACUCAAACUCUGUCGGUCUUCCCGCUGUUCGCAUUGAUGGCCCGUUCGGUGCUCCCGCCGAGGAUGUGUUCAACGUCGAGGUCGCUAUGUUAGUUGGUGCUGGUAUUGGUGUCACACCCUUCGCUUCGAUUCUCAAAGAUAUCUGGUAUCGUCAACGCUCUGGAAACUGUGGAUCUCUUCGUAGGGUCGAGUUUUUCUGGAUUUGCCGUGACGCGCCGUCUUUUGGUUGGUUCCAGUCGCUUCUCCAGGAAAUUGAAGCUGCUCAAGCCGAUCCCAACUUCCUCCGCAUUAACAUCUACCUCACCCAGAAGAUCAGCGAGGAUAUGUUAUGGAAUAUUGCCGUCAAUGACGCUGGUGCUGAAUACGACCCUCUGACCCUUCUGCGAACGCGUACCCUAUUUGGACGUCCCGAUUGGAUGACCAUUUAUGGCCAAAUGCGGCAGGCAAUCGAAAGCGGCCAAUAUCUCCCAGGUAGCACAGCUCAACUGAAGAACAAAGUUGGAACCUACUUCUGUGGACCGACCCCCAUCGCAAAGGCUCUGAAGGAGGCAUGCGACCAUCACACAUGUUCCACUGUCGAGUUCAGUUUCGCCAAGGAGCACUUCUGA
Mycena indigotica is the source of this 1671-nucleotide messenger RNA. Its product is annotated as NAD(P)H oxidase. Gene Ontology annotation, molecular function: superoxide-generating NAD(P)H oxidase activity. The transcript has 15 exons. Gene Ontology annotation, biological process: defense response; superoxide anion generation. The record is from RefSeq and is a predicted model, not a curated record. Lineage: Eukaryota; Fungi; Basidiomycota; Agaricomycetes; Agaricales; Mycenaceae. Bases 1 to 1671 code for a protein of 556 amino acids. Gene Ontology annotation, cellular component: NADPH oxidase complex; plasma membrane.